This is a messenger RNA of Pipistrellus nathusii (Nathusius's pipistrelle), 2484 nucleotides long. The record is from the annotation of a GenBank genome assembly. Lineage: Eukaryota; Metazoa; Chordata; Mammalia; Chiroptera; Vespertilionidae.
AUGGCGGCCUCUGAGGCGGCGGCGGCGGUGGGACCCGCGGCUCCGGCCUCGGGCGCCCCGGCCGUCCCGGCGGCCGCGAGGGGGGCCGCCGCCGCCGCCGCCUCCGCCGCCUCGGGCUUGUGGAGACCCCCCGGGCGGCUGAGGGGCAGCCGGCCUCGGCCCGCGGCGGCGAAGCAGCUGCCCGCGGGUCCGGCGCCGCCGGCCGGGGAGCUGAUCCAGCCGUCGGUGAGCGAGCUGUCCCGGGCCGCGCAGACCAACAUCCUGUGCACCGUGCGCGGGUGCGGCAAGAUCCUGCCCAACAGCCCCGCGCUCAACAUGCACCUGGUCAAGAGCCACCGCCUGCAGGAUGGCAUAGUAAAUCCAACAAUAAGAAAAGAUUUGAAAACUGUACCAAAAUUCUACUGUUGUCCAAUUGAAGGAUGCCCUAGAGGUCCUCACAGGCCAUUUUCUCAAUUUUAUCUCGUAAAACAGCACUUUAUGAAAAUGCAUGCUGAAAAGAAGCAUAAAUGUAGUAAGUGCAGCAAUUCAUAUGGCACUAAAUGGGACUUGAAGAGACAUGCAGAGGAUUGUGGCAAGACCUUCCAGUGCACAUGUGGCUGUCCAUAUGCAAGUAGAACUGCAUUACAGUCCCACAUCUACCGAACUGGCCAUGAGAUCCCUGCGGAGCACAGGGACCCACCUGUUAAGAAAAGAAAAAUGGAAAACUGCCUGCAAAACCAGAAGUUGUCCAAUAAGACCGUUGAAUCCUUGAGCAACCAACCAACCCCGAGACCAGAUACUCAAAAAAUAGAGACUUCAGAAAUAAAGCUAGCUGCAUCUUUUGAAGACUCUUGUGGCUCUAAUGCCAGAAAGCAGACUCUUACAACAGCUCCAAAAUAUCCUCAGAAAUUGCUUUUACCAAAGCCUAAAGUGGCUUUGGUUAAACUACCUGUUAUGCAAUUUUCGCCUAUGCCUGUCUUUGUGCCUACAGCUGACUCCUCAGCCCAGCCUGUAGUGUUAGGUGUUGAUCAUCAGGGCUCUGCCUCCAGUGCUGUGCACUUACUACCCUUGUCAGUAGGAACUCUGAUUCUUGGCCUUGAUUCAGAAGCCUGCUCUCUUAAGGAGAGCCUUCCUCUUUCAAAAAUUAUAAAUCCUGUUGCUGUUGAGCCGAUUAGUACAGGUGUUCAAGUGAACUUGAGUAAAAAUUCAUCUAGUCCUUCACAAGAACUAGGGAACGCAUGUCAAAAGAACAGCAUUUCUUCAAUCAAUGUACAGACAGAUCUGUCUUACGCCACACAACACUUUAUACCUUCUGCACAGUGGGUCAGCCCUGAUUCCUCUGUAUCGUCUUGUUCUCAAACUGAUUUGACUUUUGGUUCUCAAGUUUCCCUCCCCAUUAGUGUUCAUACUCAGACAUUUUUGCCCAGUUCUAAAGUAACUUCAUCUAGAGCUGCUCAGACUGAUGCGUUUUUAGAUGCCUCUUUCCAGGCAGGUGGAAUCUCCAGAGAAACUCAAACCGGUGGAAUGGGAAAUCCAACAGAUGACCGAGUACAAAUGGACCAAGCUGUAAUGUGCAGAGACAUUUUUGAGGGUGUCCAUUCAUCGUACGGUAUUACUACAGACAAUAUUAUAAGCAGCAGCUUAGUAGGAGAGACUGUUACUCAUGCUUUGUUACCUCAAAACCACUCUAAGGCUUUAAGUCAAGAUACUGAGAAAUCUGUACCAGUUAUAAACUUUAGUGCACAGAACAGUAUGCUUCCUUCACAGAACAUGACAGAUAAUCAGACCCAAACUAUGGAUUUAUUAAGUGAUUUAGAAAACAUCUUGUCUAGUAAUCUGCCUGGUCAGACACUGGACAAUCGUAGUCUUCUGUCUGACACGAACACUGGACCUGAUAGCCAACUCCCGUCUGGUUCAACCCAGAAUCCCACAAUUGAUUUUGAUAUCGAAGAGUUCUUUUCGGCCUCUAAUAUUCAGACUCAAACUGAAGAGAGUGGGCUUAGCAGCAUGACCACUGAGCCGGUCUUAGAAUCACUGGACAUAGAGACCCAAACUGACUUCCUACUUGCAGACACCUCUGCCCAGCCCUAUAGUUAUAGGGGAAAUUCUAAUUUCUUAGGCCUUGAAAUGUUUGACACGCAGACACAGACAGAUUUGAACUUCUUUUUAGACAGUAGUCCUCAUCUGCCUCUAGGAAGUAUUCUGAAACACUCCAGCUUUUCCAUGAGUACUGAUUCGUCUGACACCGAGACCCAAACUGAAGGGAUCUCCGCUGCUAAAAACCUAUCUGCUCUAGAAAGCAAGGUUCAGUUAAAUAGUACGGAAACGCAGACCAUGCAUUCUGGCUUUGAAACCCUGGGGAGCUUGUUCUGCACCAGCAAUGAAACGCAAACAGCAAUGGAUGACUUUCUUCUUGCCGAUUUGGCCUGGAACACGAUGGAAUCUCAGUUCAGCUCUGUAGAAACCCAGACAUGUGCGGAACCACACACAGUCUCCAACUUCUAA